UGUUCGAUACAGAUCAGUCCGAAGAAACGAAAGUGACUGAGGUUCAAUUAUUACAUUUUCUGAGAGAAAUGUCACUUUUAAAACCAACUGCUGGGUCGGCAGACAUAAGUUCAUAUAGAGAUCAGCAUUUUAAGGGAAGUAGGACAGAGCAGGAAAAAUUAUUAAAGCAGAGCUGUACUCUGUAUAUAGGAAACUUGUCAUUUUACACAACAGAGGAACAAAUACAUGAACUUUUUAGCAGAUGUGGAGAUGUGAAAAGAAUAGUCAUGGGACUAGAUAAAGUGAGGAAAACACCCUGUGGUUUCUGCUUUGUUGAAUAUUAUAUAAGAGGUGAUGCAGAAAAUGCUAUGAGAUAUGUUAAUGGUACCCGGCUUGAUGACAGAAUUAUCAGAACUGAUUGGGAUGCUGGAUUCAAGGAAGGGAGACAAUAUGGGAGAGGAAAAACUGGUGGUCAGGUGAGAGAUGAAUAUCGUACAGACUUUGAUGAAGGUCGUGGCGGCUAUGGAAAAAUUGUUUCUAAUAAAAUACGACCAAGAGAUUCUUUGUGACAGACUGAGGAAGGGACAAAAACUUGAAUAUUAGUUUGUUUUGUUAUAAUAGACUGGUUAUGACCACUGGAAAUACAGACUGGUUUAAAUUUAUACAAAAUUUAGUUAAUUCUACUGGAGUACACUAAAAAUGCUAAGCGGAUAAAGAUCUUGGAUGUAUUGACAGAGAAGUUGAAAUGAUAAAAGGAAUCUAGUUGUGUGUGUUAACCAUUCUGCUUUGUAAAUUUAUCUCAAAUUAAUGUCUAUUAUGCCCUUAGGAGGUACAACAUGUUGAAUGAAUGUAAAAAAUGUAAUUUAACUUUUAUCUUUUCUUUUCUUUAAAAAUAAUGAACCCCAAUUUCUUAUCAUUUGAAGUUUAUGUAGUAUUUAGAUAUUUUCAUGCAUUAAUCAUCAUCUUAUACAAGGGUGAUUAAUAUACCGGUACUGAUAAUUUAGUGCAUUAAAUCUGUCUUAUUAAGGUUGUUGUUCAGAUUUUUAAAAAUUUACUCAUGAAGAUGUAAGCAAUUUACUUUUUUAGCAUCGGAAAUAAUAAAUCAAUUGCUUUGGUAAUGCACUCAGAUCAUAAUUUUUAUAUUUUCAAUUUUAAUAUCUAUAAUUCUGACAAUGAAUUAUUAUAAAAACUUGAAUAUUUGUCAAACUACAUUCUUCAAUGUUGUCAUUAAACUGUUGUGGUGUAAAUGAAUAAUUUCAUGUCUGUUGUUAUUAUGUUGUAUAAUUUUUUCUCUCUGAAAAUUGUGAAAUAGUUUGUAAUUAGUUUGUGUGUGACUUCUAAGUUCUUGUACAUGCGUUAACUCACAACCUGCCAAAUUUCUUUAAUGGACUUUUUAGAACUGUCAAUUAUCAGUUAAGGGAACAUGAAGAUAGAAAUUUAAAGAUUUGUUAGUAAGAUUGUACGGAUAUGCCCGCGGUUGUCUUGGUUAUUCUGGUGCUGAAAAACUAAUCACUUUCAGUUCCUGCAGGUAAAUGGUUCAUGUGCUGAGUUGAAAUUUGAUUAUAAAAAUUAUAAUGUAAUAAUGUGGUCCAUGUCUUGAGUUGAGUUGAGUUGAAAUAAUGGUGUUACCAUUUUAUCAUGUAAUUACAAGCAUUUGUGUCAUUUGCCACUUUAGAUGGCAUAAUGUUUUAUUAUUACUCAUAUGUUUCUACAUAUUAAAGUUAAUUGGUCUAUAAUGGAAGAUCUGUAAUAGCAGAAUUAACUAUAUUAUGAUAGUAUGAUGUUGUUGGUAAGUGUUAGAUACAUGAUCUGUUAUGACAUCAAUAUGUCAUGUAUAGCAGAUAAUAAAGUGUUUAUAGAACAAAAUAUUAUUAUUCAUCAUAUAAAUGUUCAUACUACAUCACUUUAGAACUGUAUCAACAUUUUUACUUCCCCGAAAUAUUUCAUAAGAUUAAACCAAAUUAUACAUUCCUAUUGUUUUUAUCAAAAUUUUAAAUACUAAUAAAAAAUGUGUCCAUUAUAGACCAAUCCACUUUAAAGAAAAUGCUUUUUGCUAUUCAUUCCUUAAUGUUUAAAUAGCUGUCUAGCAUUUUAAAUUUUGAAGUUCCUCUGAUAAACAUUAAAAACAAAUUCAAGUAUUUUAUACAAAAAAUAGCCCAUUAAAUGUUGAAAUAUUUGAUACUUUAUUUGCAUUUUUAGCUCGACUAUUCGAAGAAUAUGAGAGCUAUUGUAGUCGCCCUGGCGUCGUCGUCAGCGUCCGCGUCGGCGUCUGCGUUGGUUAAAGUUUUUUGUAAAGUCAAAUAUCUCAAUUAUUACUUGAGAUAUUCAAUUGAAACUUACAAUACUUAUCUAUAGUAACAAGGUACAUCAGAUUGACAAGUUGGAUAACUCUGCCUACAAUAUUUACAGAAUUAUGCCCCUUUUUAACUUAGAAAUUUUGGUUAAAGUUUUUUAUAAAGUCAAAUAUCUCAAUUAUUGCUUGAGAUAUUCAAUUGAAACUUACAAUACUUAUUUAUAGUAACAAGGUACAUCAGAUUGACAAGUUGGAUAACUCUGCCUACAAUAUUUACAGAAUAAUGCCCCUUUUAACUUAGAAAUUUUGGUUAAAGUUUUUUGUAAAGUCAAAUAUCUCAAUUAUUGCUUGAGAUAUACAAUUGAAACUUACAAUACUUAUUUAUAGUAACAAUGUACAUCAGAUUGACAAGUUGGAUAACUCUGCCUACCAUAUUGACAGAAUUAUGCCCCUUUGGAACUUAGAAAUUUUGGUUAAAGUUUUUUGUAAAGUCAAAUAUCUCAAUUAUUGCUUGAGAUAAUCAAUUGAAAUUUAAAAUACUUAUUUAUAGUAACAAUGUACAUCAGUUUGCAAAAUUUCAUAACUCUGUCUGCAAUAUUUGCAGAAUUAUUUACCCCUUUGAAACUUAGAAAUUUUGGUUAAAGGUUAACGGUCUUCAAAGAUAUUUACUUGAAACUUUACACAUGCACUUAGGGUCAUAAUUGGAGGGUCAUAAUUGUAUGUCACUGACCAAGUUCCAUAACUAUCUUGCAUUAAGGCUGAUUCAUAUCCCCUUUUCUACUUAGUCUCUUGGUUAAUGUUUACAUGCAAGUUUUACAUAUCUCAAUAACUAUUAAAGAUAUUUAUUUAAAACUUCACAUAUGCAUUUAGGGUCAUAAUUGUAGGUCACUGACAAAGAUCCAUAAUUCUAUCUUGCAUUUAGGCUGAUUUUUCUCCCCUUUUUCAACUUAGAAAUUCAUGGUAAAGUUUUGCUUGUAAGCUGUUAUCUCAAUAACUACUGAAGGGUUUGUGCCUUUUUUUGGACAAUUUUAUGCAUUCAUAAUAAUAAAGUAGUGAUUUACUUGAUAAAACAUCUUAAUAACAAGCCUUUGUACCUUUUCUGUCAAAUUUAUGUAUUCAUAGGUAAUAAGUAUUAUUAUACUCAAUAAAAAACCCUUGUGACAUUACCUUCCGAAUAGUCAAGCCAAUUCUGUAUAAUUAGACUCUCUCUAAGGCCUAUAACAUGAAUUUAUAAAAAAAAAUUAGCCCUUUUGUGAACUUAAAAAAUUUAACAAUAUCAAGGCUCUUUUACUAUCAAGCACUUAGAAUAGUCGAGCAUGCUGUCCUACAGACAGCUCUUGUUUAAUCAAAUUCUUCUCUGUUUAAAAUGUUAUGAUUGUUAUUUUUAAGGGGAAGUACAGACUUGUUUGUUUUUAAAAAUUGCAUAUAAAAACUGUGAAAAGUGUUUGUCACUACUAAAAUUUAUGUUAAAAUGUAGCAAAACAGUUUUGCAUGGGGAUUUUAAGUUAAGGUAAUUUGUAGAAAAUUUUCUGAUAAUUUUCUUACUGGGUAACAUGUUUAUAUAUUUUACACAAUUUAGUUCAACUGUCAAGGUUUGAUGAAAUUACAACUAUCUCUGCUAAAUUUAUCUACUCAUUGUACUUGUCAAUAUUUUAAAAUUUGGAAUUGUUCAUUAUAAAUGUGGGGGUCUGAUUCAAGUUUAUUCAAUACAUGAAUAUUACAUAGGGUGAACAGGCUCUAUACAGGUGGCAUAGUUUUAUUGUUAUUACAACUUACACUUAAAUAGUUAACUUCUAACAACUUACACGAAAAUAGUUAACCUUUAACUUUGUUGAAUAUAUUACAUGGAUUUGUCCUGCUUUGAAUUUAAAACAAUCCAUUUCAAGUUUAAGGGAUUUCACUAUUGAAAUACAAACAUUGAUCUACCAACAUUAAAUAGAAAAAAAAUGAGCUACCAACAGUAUAGGACUUGGUCAUACAGCCUGGUAUGGCUCUAUACUGGUGAUUAAAGCUAAUCACUUUCAGUUAGGUCAAAGUUUUUUAUGUGAAGAUGUUAAAAUUUACUAAAUGACAAAAAUAUCUUUUACUUAUUUUGUUAUUAUGUUUAAUUCAAACAAUUAGCAAGUUGCAUACAAAAAUAUAAUGUUCUAGUGUACAGUUUCUUCUUCAUUACAUUACAAGACAUGUAUAAAUAUCUCAGUCAUCAUUUUUAUAUAAACAUAAUUAUAUUUUUUAUGUUUCAUCAAUCAUUUUCAGUCCAUAUAAAUUUUGUUCAUGUCUUUGUAUAUAUUUAAGAAAUAAAUUUUGGACA
Molecule: messenger RNA, 4583 nt
Organism: Ruditapes philippinarum (Manila clam)
Lineage: Eukaryota; Metazoa; Mollusca; Bivalvia; Venerida; Veneridae
Product: nuclear cap-binding protein subunit 2-like
Exons: 5
Coding region: 69-548 (159 amino acids)
Biological process (GO): mRNA cis splicing, via spliceosome
Cellular component (GO): nuclear cap binding complex
Molecular function (GO): RNA cap binding
Source: RefSeq, a predicted model, not a curated record